UUAUGUUCCACGUAUGACAGACCAACAUAGCCUUAAAAUCGUGUAAAAGAUAUUUUAUCUGUGCAUUUAAAAGCUUAAUUUUAAUCAUAAUUAAUUAAUUAUUACAAAAGCAAAUAAUCAUCAUGGUGUCGGUGCUAAAUACUGUUGAUACUGGUCAUGAAGACAUGAUUCAUGAUGCAGAGAUGGAUUAUUAUGGUUUAAGAUUAGCAACAUGUUCCAGUGACAAUUCAGUAAAAGUUUUUGAUUUAAAAAAUGGAUCACAAAGUUUGGUAGCAGAUUUGAAAGGUCAUGAAGGACCUGUAUGGCAAGUUGCUUGGGCACAUCCUAGAUUUGGAAAUAUCAUAGCAUCUUGUAGUUAUGACCGGAAAGUCAUUAUUUGGAAGGAACUUGGAGAAUGGACAAAAAUUCAUGAGCAUAAAAGUCACGACUCAUCAGUGAAUUCAGUUGCUUGGGCACCUCAUGAAUUUGGUUUAAUUUUAGCUUGUGGUAGUUCAGAUGGUUCUAUAUCAAUUCUAACGGAUAAUGGAAACAAUUGGGACACUCAGAAAAUACCUAAUGCUCAUUCAAUCGGUUGCAAUGCUGUUAGUUGGUGUCCUGUUAUUGAACCAACAUUCGAUGCAUCUCAUCAAAGAACAGGUCCUGUGAAAAGACUCGCAACUGGUGGUUGUGAUAAUUUAGUAAAGAUCUGGAGGGAAGAAGGUGACAGAUGGAUUGAAGAAAGUAAAUUGGAAGCUCAUAGUGAUUGGGUAAGAGACGUUGCAUGGGCUCCUGCUGUUGGAUCUCCACGUGCUGCUUUGGCUUCUUGUUCUCAAGACAGAAGAGUUGUUGUCUGGACAUCAACCGAUUACGCUAGUUGGACACCUAAUGUUCUUAACGUUUUUGAUGACGUGAUUUGGAAUGUUAGUUGGUCAUUAACGGGUGGUAUUUUGGCAGUAAGUGGAGGAGAUAACAAAGUUUCGUUAUGGCGAGAAAAUUCUGAGGGUCAGUGGGCUUGUAUUUCUGAACUGAAUAAGGGACAAGGAAAUCUUAACAAUACCGAUCAACGAGUUCUUUAGUUAUAUAAUAAAUCAAACUAGCGUAUUAUACCAAUUUUUUAUAAAUAUAUAAUAUGAGUUAGAAUAA
Molecule: messenger RNA, 1122 nt
Organism: Chelonus insularis
Lineage: Eukaryota; Metazoa; Arthropoda; Insecta; Hymenoptera; Braconidae
Gene: Sec13
Product: secretory 13
Exons: 3
Coding region: 123-1055 (310 amino acids)
Biological process (GO): protein import into nucleus; positive regulation of TOR signaling; COPII-coated vesicle budding
Cellular component (GO): nuclear pore outer ring; COPII vesicle coat
Molecular function (GO): protein binding; structural molecule activity
Source: RefSeq, a predicted model, not a curated record